AUGCGCACGAUCGCACGCGCACAGCUGGCGACGCCGUACGCGAAUCUCCUGUCGCCCGACGACUGGGCGCCGUUCCCGGACGCGCUUCGCUGGCUCGAGCGAGUCGUCAACCACCCGACCUGGAUCGCGGCGCUCGGAAAAGUCCCGAAGUGCGCGACGCCGCUGACGCGCGCCGCGCCCGGCGCCGACGUGCCCGUCGCGGCGUGGCCUCCCGAGCUCGCGGAGAUGCGACGCGAGACGGACGAGCGGCUGAGGCGAGCGUCCGAGGCGGCGCGGCUCGCCGCCGCGAAGGACGCCGCGUGCGAGGACAGCACGAAGAGAUUUUUCAGCGCGAUUCCCGUGAUCGACGUGUCGUCGUUGUGCCGCCGCGCGGCGGCGGAGGGAAGCGAAGGAAGCGAAGAAGCGUCGUGCGCGUCGUGCGCAUCGAACGCGUCGGAUCGCGCGGCGGUGCUGAAGACGUCGCGCGAGCUCGCGGACGCGUGCAGGGACGUCGGAUUCUUCUACGCCGUCGGACAUGGCGUCGACGCGACCGUGUACGACGGCGUCCGCGACGCCGCGCGCGAGUGGUUCGACCGACCGCUCGAACACAAGUCGCGUCACGCCAUCACGCCGGAGAGCGCUGGACGCGGGUACCAGCCGCUCGGCGCGAACGUGACGCGGCACGAGCGCGGGUUCGCGCGGGACUGGCACGAGGCGGUGGACGUGUACAAAGACUUUGAAGAGAACGAUCCGGACGUCCUCGCGAAGAAGCCGCUGCACGUGCCCAAUCCGAGGUUGACCGACGCGGCGGCGUUCGAGGGCGCGCUGCGGGCGUGGAGAGACGAGGCGCUGCGCGUCGGCGCGGAGAUCUUGCGGGGCAUCGCGAUCGGGUUGGGGCUCGACGAUGACUUUUUCGCGAGAGAGACGACGGCGAGCGAUCCGUUUUUCGUCAUGCGAGCGAUCCGGUAUCCCCCGCUGCCGACUACGACGGCGGCGGCGGAGGAUCGCGCCGACGACGACGACGCGGCGGCGGCGGAGACGACGACGACGACGGGGGCGAACGCGCACGCGCACGCGCACGCGAUCGCGGCGCCGAGCGAGACGGACGUCGUCGCCGCGAAGCGCGGCGACGACCUCUCCAAAGCCGUCCCGAUUUCUUGCGGCGAACACUGCGAUUACGGCCUCCUCACGCUCGUGAACCAAGACCCGGGGGUGCGCGCGUUACAGGUUAAAAACGCGCGCGGGGAGUGGGUCGACGCGCCGCCGAUCGAGGGCGCGUUCGUUUGUAACAUCGGCGACAUGCUCGAGCUCUACACGAACGGCGUGUGUCGCAGCACGACGCACCGGGUGCUGAUGCCGUCGGCGGAGGAGGCGGCGGACGGCAGAAUCUCCGUCCCGUUCUUCUUCGAGCCAAACUUCGACGCGAUCGUGUCGCCGUUGGCCGCCUUCGGCGACGUCCACGAGAAGUACGCGACUCCGGUGAAGUACGGCGAGCAUCUGCGUCGUAAAAUAGAGGCGAACUUCGAAACGGAUCGCGUCACGAUGCGCGCGCGCGAGUCCUAG
Messenger RNA from Micromonas pusilla CCMP1545, 1542 nucleotides. Its product is annotated as 2og-fe oxygenase superfamily protein. Lineage: Eukaryota; Viridiplantae; Chlorophyta; Mamiellophyceae; Mamiellales; Mamiellaceae. The record is from RefSeq and is a predicted model, not a curated record. Gene Ontology annotation, molecular function: 2-oxoglutarate-dependent dioxygenase activity. The transcript has a single exon. Bases 1 to 1542 code for a protein of 513 amino acids.